Messenger RNA from Erinaceus europaeus (western European hedgehog), 5409 nucleotides. RefSeq names its product adhesion G protein-coupled receptor A2 (gene ADGRA2). Gene Ontology annotation, biological process: G protein-coupled receptor signaling pathway; positive regulation of canonical Wnt signaling pathway; cell surface receptor signaling pathway. The coding region runs from base 1 to 3939 and encodes 1312 amino acids. The transcript is spliced from 18 exons. Gene Ontology annotation, molecular function: protein binding; G protein-coupled receptor activity. Gene Ontology annotation, cellular component: Wnt signalosome; plasma membrane. The record is from RefSeq and is a predicted model, not a curated record. NCBI's taxonomy places the organism in Eukaryota, Metazoa, Chordata, Mammalia, Eulipotyphla, Erinaceidae.
AUGGGCGCCCGGGGCCGCAGGAUGCUGCUGCCGCUGCUGCUGCCGCUGCUGCCGCAGCUGCCGUGGCUGCUGCUCCUGGCUCCCGAGACCCGGGGCGCGCCCGGCUGCCCGGUCCCCAUCCGCAGUUGCAAGUGCUCGGGGGAGCGGCCCAAAGGACUCGGCGGCGGCGCACCCAACCCGGCGCGCCGGAGGGUGGUGUGCGGCGGCGGGGACCUCCCGGAACCCCCCGACCCCGGUCUCUUGCCCAAUGGCACCGUGACGCUGGACCUGAGGAACAAUGUCAUCAGCACAGUACAGCCUGGUGCCUUCCUGGGUCUGGGGGAACUGAAGCGCUUAGAUCUCUCCAACAACCGGAUUGGCUGUCUCACCUCAGAAACCUUCCAAGGCCUCCCCAAGCUUCUCCGACUAAACAUCUCUGGAAAUAUCUUCUCCAGCCUGCAGCCUGGUGUCUUUGAUGAGCUGCCAGCCCUGAAGCUUGUGGACUUUGGCACAGAGUUUCUGACAUGUGACUGCCACCUGCAAUGGCUGCUGUCCUGGGCCCAGAACCACUCCCUGCAGCUGUCUGACCGCACGCUCUGCGCCUACCCCACUGCCCUGCACGCCCAGGCCCUGGCAGGCCUCCAGGAGACCCAGCUCCACUGUGAAGGGGCCCUAGAGCUGCAUACACACCACCUCAUCCCGUCCCUGCGCCAAGUGGUGUUCCAAGGUGACCGUCUUCCCUUCCAGUGCUCUGCCAGCUACCUAGGCAACGACACCCGCAUUCGCUGGUACCACAACCGGGCCCCCGUGGAGGGGGAUGAGCAGGCAGGCAUCCUCCUGGCCCAGAGUCUUAUCCAUGACUGCACCUUCAUCACGAGUGAGCUGACCCUGUCUCACAUCGGCGUGUGGGCCUCGGGCGAAUGGGAGUGCUCCGUGUCCACGGUCCAGGGCAACGUCAGCAAGAAGGUGGAGAUUGUGGUGCUAGAGACCUCCGCCUCCUACUGCCCUGCUGAGCGUGUGGCCAACAACCGUGGGGACUUCAGGUGGCCUCGAACUCUGGCUGGCAUCACUGCCUACCAGUCCUGCCUCCAGUACCCCUUCACCUCUGUCCCCCUGAGUGGGGGCACCCCAGGGACUCGAGCAUCUCGCCGCUGCGACCGAGCUGGCCGCUGGGAGCCGGGGGACUAUUCCCACUGUCUCUACACCAACGACAUCACCCGGGUGCUCUACACCUUUGUGCUGAUGCCCAUCAACGCCUCCAAUGCGCUGACCCUGGCCCACCAGCUGCGAGUGUACACAGCGGAGGCCGCCAGCUUCUCUGACAUGAUGGACGUGGUCUACGUAGCGCAGAUGAUCCAGAAAUUUCUGGGUUAUGUGGACCAGAUCAAAGAGCUGGUGGAGGUGAUGGUGGACAUGGCCAGCAACCUGAUGCUGGUGGAUGAGCACCUGCUGUGGCUGGCCCAGCGCGAGGACAAGGCCUGCAGCGGCAUCGUGGGUGCUCUAGAGCGCAUUGGGGGGGCUGCCCUGAGCCCCCAUGCCCAGCAUAUCUCUGUGAAUUCAAGGAACGUGGCAUUGGAGGCCUACCUCAUUAAACCUCACAGCUAUGUAGGCCUGACCUGCACGGCCUUCCAGAGGCGAGAGGCAGGAGCUCUGGGCGCUCGGCCCAUCGGCCCCGGCCAGCACCUGCUGCAUGAGCCUGAGACACUGGCUGAUCAGCAGCUUCGUUUCCGCUGUACUACAGGGAGACCCAACAUUUCUCUGUCAUCCUUCCACAUCAAGAACAGCGUGGCCCUGGCCUCCAUCCAGCUGCCGCCCAGUCUCUUCUCAUCCCUCCCGGCUGCCCUGGCUCCCCCAGUGACCCCUGACUGUACUCUGCAACUGCUCAUCUUCCGAAAUGGCCGUCUCUUCCGCAGCCAUGGCAACACCUCCCGCCCAGGAGCCCCUGGCAAGAGACGUGGGGUGGCCACACCAGUCAUCUUUGCAGGAACCAGUGGCUGUGGCGUGGGGAACCUGACAGAGCCAGUGGCUGUUUCUCUGAGGCACUGGGCAGAGGGGGCUGAACCCGUGGCAGCCUGGUGGAGCCAGGAGGGCCCUGGGGGCUGGAGCUCAGAGGGCUGCCAGCUUCGCUCCAGCCAGCCCAAUGCCAGCUCCCUGCACUGCCAGCACUUGGGCAAUGUAGCUGUUCUCAUGGAGCUGAGUGCCUUCCCCAGAGAGGCUGGGGACUCGGGGUCAGGGCUUCACCCUGUUGUGUACCCCUGCACGGCCCUGCUGCUGCUCUGCCUCUUCUCCACCAUCAUCACCUACAUCCUCAACCACAGCUCCAUCCACGUGUCCCGGAAGGGCUGGCACAUGUUGCUAAACCUGUGCUUCCACAUGGCCAUGACCUCAGCAGUCUUUGCGGGAGGCAUCACACUCACCAACUAUCAGAUGGUCUGCCAGGCGGUGGGCAUCACUCUGCACUAUUCUUCACUGUCCACUCUUCUCUGGAUGGGUGUCAAGGCCCGAGUCCUCCACAAGGAGCUCACCUGGAGGGCGCCCCCUCCACAAGAAGGAGAUUCUGCCCCGCCUGCUCCCCGCCCCAUGCUCCGUUUCUACUUGAUGGCUGGAGGGAUUCCGCUCAUUAUCUGUGGCAUCACAGCUGCUGUCAAUAUCCACAACUACCAGGACCACAGCCCCUACUGCUGGCUAGUGUGGCGCCCAAGCCUAGGAGCCUUCUACAUCCCGGUGGCUUUGAUCCUGUUGAUCACCUGGAUCUAUUUCCUGUGCGCGGGGCUGCAUUUACGGGGUCCUCUGGCACAGAACCCCAAGGGGGGCGCCAGCAGGGUCUCCCUGGAGCCAGGGGAGGAGCUGAGGGGUUCCGGCAGACUCAGAAGCAGCGGCCCCCUGUUGAAUGACUCAGGUUCCCUUCUGGCUACCGGGAGCCUUGGGGUGGCAACACCUGGGCUCCAGGAAGAUGGGGAUGGCCUCUAUUCUCCGGGGGUACAGCUGGGGGCGCUGGUGACCACGCAUUUCUUGUACCUGGCCAUGUGGGCCUGCGGGGCUCUGGCUGUGUCCCAGCACUGGCUGCCCCGCGUGGUGUGCAGCUGUUUGUACGGGGUGGCAGCCUCCGCCUUGGGCCUCUUCGUCUUCACUCACCAUUGUGCCAAGCGCAGGGACGUGAGGGCUUCCUGGCGUGCCUGCUGCCCGCCUGCCUCAGCCUCCCACGCCACCCCUCGGGCGGUGCCCGCUGCCCCCGAGGACGGUUCCCCAGUUUUCGGGGAGGGUCCCCCCUCCCUCAAAUCCUCCCUGAGCACCAGCAGCAGCCACGCGCCGCCCCCGGGCCCCUGCAAGCUCACCAACCUGCAGCUGGCGCAGAGUCAGGUGUGCGAGGCCGGGGUGGUGGCCAGGGGGGACGGGGAGCCGGUGCCCACGGGCUCUCGGGGCAGCCUCACCCCUCGUCACCCCAACAACCUGCAUCAUGGCCGCCGGGUGCACAAGAGCCGGUCCAAGGGCCACCGCGUCGGGGAGGCGGGCGGCAAGAACCGGCUUAAGGCCCUGCGCGCGGGUGCGGCGGCCGCGGGAGCACCCGAACUGCUGUCGAGCGAGAGCGGCAGCCUGCACAACAGCCCCUCCGACAGCUACCCGGGCAGCAGCCGCAACAGCCCCAGCGCGGGCCUGCAGCCGGAGGGCCCGGGCGAGCCUGCACUCACGCUGUCCGAGGGCAGCGACACCAGCGCCGCGCCGCUUCCCGAACCCGGCCGGCAGGGCCAGCGACGCAGCUGCAGCCGCGACAACCUCAAGGGCGGCGGGGCCGGCGCGCUGGACAAGGAGAGCAAGCGCCGCUCCUACCCGCUCAACUCCGCCUGUCUCAAUGGCGCCCCCAAGGGGACCAAGUACGACGACCUCACCCUGGCCGGUGCCGAGGCAACCAGCGGCGGCUGCAUGAAGACCGGCCUCUGGAAGAGCGAGACCACCGUCUAGGGUGAGAGCCGGGUCACGGACAUUCUUCCUGCACCGGGGACAGUCAACCGACACCGGCAGGCCCACUUCUCCUCGGGGCGGGGGUGGCUCAAAGACGUCUGUCGGUACGUACGUCGUGGCAGGUCUAAGGCACCCCCCCUCACCUUUAGUCCUGGAAGCUGGAGGGAGAGGACAGACAAUUUAACACCUGGGACACGAAGUGUUUGGCUCCAGCCUAGACUAACUAGCUUUGGGCAGUUAAAGGUGCUGGGUGGAGGUGGAGGAUGGAACACACAGCCCAGGCGGGCUCUUUACUCACUCCCCAAACAGAACUCCACACCCACACGGCCUGACGGUCCUCAGGCUAGUCAGGAAAACCAUGGGAGCGUGAAAACUGCCCUUAGAAGCUGGCCACCUGUAUCCAGAUCCUAGGGCCUCUCCCCUAUCCAGUUUGUGACUAACUAGGGAGCCAUCCUAAAUGAGCCAGGUGACCAGGACCAAUGGGAGGUGGUGGCAGAGUGCAGUUUUCUGGAUUAAUUAUGCAAGGAGAGAGAAGAGAGAGGGUAGCAUGGUGUGAGAGGCAGCUUUGAAAAUGGGGCAGGGUGGGGUGGAGAGCACAAUGAUGAAGGCAUCAUUCCCAUGGGGUGGUUCUCAAACCACAAGCAGAGGGCUCAGAGGUGGCACAAAGCUAAGGUCCUUAGAUCUAAGCAGCUGGCUGUCAUUCCUGGAGAGGAAGCCAGAGUAGUAAUGAGCCUAGUCACACAAGCAAUGCUGUGAAGAGGGGUUCUGCCACAAUUGAUUGUUCAUUUCCAAGACCCAUGCUACCAAGUCCAACCUUCUAACACAAGGAACAGGCAAAUCAUUCCCUUGCCUCUGUGAGGUAAUGUGGAAAGACAGUCCAUACAGUUUUAUUUUCUAGUUCCAUAUUAGGGAGAAAGCUCCAAAAUAAUGAUCAGCUUCCUGCUUCACAGAAGCCCAAGCUUUUGGGGCACACACACUCACCACUUUUAAACACCAGCAUUUAUAUUUUUUCCCCCAACCUAAAAAGGAAUCACCAGCCUUUUACUAAGGAUCCAGUGAAAGUGAAGGGAGCCCUCAGGCCUUAUGAAGAACAGGAAAAGUAGGCUUGGACCAGAUCCCCUCUUAGGCCCCAUGUUCCCCAGCCUGAUCAUCCAAAACAUGAAAGAAAACUAAGUGCCUUGGGAUGGAUCCUGUUAUUUAUGCUUGCUGCACAGACAAUAGUAGGAAAAAAAAAAAAAAAAAAGCUUUGUAUUAUUCUUCUUCCACAUAUGCUGGCUGCUGUUUACAUACCCUGCCAAUGCCUUAGCACUGGAGAGCUUUUUUGCAAUAUGCUGGGGGAAAGGGGAGGGAGGGGAUGAGACAUGCCAAAGAAAACAUGUUUUUAAAGGCUUGGGUUUUUAUACAGUAGAAUGUUUUCUAGCAGAUGCCUCUUGUUUUAAUAUAUUAAAAUUUUGCAAAGCCCUUUGAGCC